Molecule: messenger RNA, 1568 nt
Organism: Syngnathus typhle (broad-nosed pipefish)
Lineage: Eukaryota; Metazoa; Chordata; Actinopteri; Syngnathiformes; Syngnathidae
Gene: dnase1l1
Product: deoxyribonuclease I-like 1
Exons: 9
Coding region: 111-1082 (323 amino acids)
Biological process (GO): DNA catabolic process
Cellular component (GO): nucleus
Molecular function (GO): DNA nuclease activity
Source: RefSeq, a predicted model, not a curated record
GUGACACCCACUUUCCGUGGAGCAAAGUUGUGGCAUGUCUGUUGUGUAGAUUCAGCAAGUCGCAAGAAGUCCCACCCACAGGAAAGCGCCCGUCAUGCCGUGCAGGCUUCAUGUUUCACAAAAGAGGAAGCCGUCUGAAGAACACAACCGAACUUGCGAUGACAAUGCGGCACUUCUUUCUCCUCCUGCUUCCUUGUAUUAAGGUGUGUGGCGUUCAGGGCGCUUCAGAUUUCAGAAUCUGUGCCUUCAACCUUCAACAUUUUGGGGAAUCCAAAACCAAGAAACAGGAUGUCAUGCAGAUGUAUGCUAAGAUCAUAACGCGGUGCGAUGUGAGUCUGCUUCAGGAAGUGAGAGACAACAAAGAAAAAGCUUUGCCCCAGUUGCUCGAGCAUAUUAACAACUAUGACCGUAGUCAUACGUAUAAAGCCGUGGCGAGUGAGAGGUUGGGCCGAUCUGAAACAUACCAGGAGCAGUAUGUGUUUGUCUACAGGGCUGAUACAGUGUCAGUGACGGGCCAGUAUCAGUACCCUGACAGUAGGCCAGGAGAUGUUGAUGCCUUCUCCAGAGAGCCGUUUGUGGUCCGCUUCAAAGCUCCCAAGACAGCGAUCAAGGAGUUUGUCCUCAUCCCGCAACACACCAGUCCGGCUAACGUCUCAAGGGAGCUUGAUGCACUUUAUGAUGUUCUGCAACAUGUGAGGAGGAUGUGGAAAACUGAGAAUAUAAUGCUUCUUGGGGACUUCAAUGCCGAUUGUGCCUACCUUUCCAAGAGGAGUCGCGGGAAAUUACGCUUGUUCCAAGACAAGAGUCUGUCGUGGUUGAUGCCGGAGAAGACUGACACCACCGUUCGAGAGAGCACAUCCUGCGCCUAUGACAGAAUGGUUGUGCACGGUGAAGCGUUUGCCAAGGCGGUUGUACCCUUUUCGGCAAAGCCAUUUAACUUUCAAAUGGAAUAUCGUCUCUCAGAAGAAGAGGCACUCAAGGUGAGUGACCAUUACCCCAUUGAAGUCCUCCUGAAGAAUUGCGCAUCAACAGUGUCCUUUAGCAUCUUCAUUAUCUCACUUCUUCUAUUCAUCAGCAGGUAAAUCAAUCCUAGUUGGUUUCUGGUAAAACACGGUAAACCGUCUGACCUCACAGAAAUUCUUGAUUUCUUGCUAUGACGUCAAUGCCGGAAGUGUGAGCUUUUUUUUUUGUCUUCUUAUUUACCAAGCAGGAUUGGGAACUUUCAGACUUUAAUAGUGUGACACUGUCUUUUUACAGCAGUCAAAACAAGGCUCAUGGUAAUAUGGUAUGAGCAGUGUUAUUUAUAAGUUUCUUAAAAUAUGUAUGGAGUAAAAUCAUAGAAUUUAUAUGAUGUAUUGUAAUCACAUUACUCAUGAAAUGUACACUAAUUGCUUUUUUAUUCAAAAUGUUUUUUAAUCCAGUAGUUAAAUGUAAAGCUUAAGAUGUGCGUUAUGCACCGGUUGUCUUUCACAUUGGAAGGAUUCACUUUAAAGCAAUGUUUGCUUUGUGUUUGUAUAUCCAUACACUAUAUCCAUAGAAAUCAAUAAACAAGAUUGCUUAUAAAUGUU